CAGAGCCAGAGGUCCAGGGGUGGCCCAGCCCCUCGGAGCUGAGGAUGCUGCUUCUGUCCCUGCUGCUGCCCGUGCUGGGCGCGGGCUCCGAGCAGAAGCAUCCAGGUUACGACAUUCAGGUGCAGAAGUCAGUUUCAGUGCAGAGCGGCCUGUGUGUCUUCGUGCCCUGCACCUUCUCCCACCCCCGGGGCGGCUGGACAGACUCUACCCCAGCUUACGGCUACUGGUUCCGAGAAGGGACCGACUUAAGGACUGGUGCUCCAGUGGCCACAAACAACCCGAACCGAGAGGUGCAAACGUGUCCACGGGGCCGCUUCCAGCUCCUCGGGAACCCCCAGAACCAGAGCUGCUCCCUGCUGAUCAGAGAUGUCUGGCCGUUAGACGCGGGCAAAUACUUCUUUCGGGUGGAGAGAGGAAGCGACGUAAAUUAUAAUUUCAGGAAUGCGUUCUCUCUGGCAGUGACAGCCCUGACUCAGCAGCCAGAUGUCUACAUCCCGGAGACCCUGGAGCACGGGCAGCCAGCGACAGCCAUCUGUGUGUUUAACUGGGCCUCCGAGGAAUGUCCAGCCCCUUCUUUCUCCUGGACGGGGGCUGCCCUCUCCUCCCGAGGAUCCAGACCCGCCACCUCCCACUUCUCUGUGCUGAGCUUCACCCCGAAACGCCAGGACCACGACACCGACCUCACCUGCCGAGUGACCUUCCCCGGAAGUGGCGUGAGCACACAGAAGACUGUCCGACUCAGGGUGGCCUACGCCCCCAGAGCCCUGGUUGUCAGCAUUUCCACGGACAACGGGCCAGCCCAGAAGCCCCAGGGCACCGUCCCACUCGUGCAAGCCCAGAAAGGCCAGUUCCUGCGGCUCCUCUGCACUGCUGACAGCUGGCCCCCGCCCAUGCUGAGCUGGCUCCUGGGGGACAGAGUCCUGUCUUGGUCCCACCCCUGGGGAGCCAGAAACCUGGAGCUGGAGCUGCCCGGGGUGCGGGCUGGGGACUCAGGGCGCUACACCUGCCGAGCGGAGAACAGGCUUGGCUCCCAGAACCGCAGCCUGGAGCUCUCCGUGCAGUAUCCUCCAGAGAACCUGACGGUGCUGGUUUCCCAAGCAAACAGGACGGUCCUGCAAACCGUGGGGAAUGACACAUCCCUCCCGGUCCUGGAGGGCCAAAGCCUGCGCCUAGUCUGUGUCGCCCUGAGCAAUCCCCCGGCCAGGCUGAGCUGGACCCGGGAGAGCCAGACCCUGAGCCCGUCCCAGCCCUCAGAGCCUGGGGUCCUGGAGCUGCCCCGGGUCCAAACGGAGCACGAAGGAGAAUUCACCUGCUGCGCCCAGCAUGCCCUGGGCUCCCAGCGCGUCUCGCUGAGCCUCUCUGUGCACUACCCCCCGCAGCUGCUGGGCCCCUCCUGCUCCUGGGAGGCCGAGGGGCUGCGCUGCAGCUGCUGCUCCCGCGCCCAGCCCGCCCCCUCCCUGCGCUGGCGGCUGGGGGAGGGGCUGCGGGAGGGGACCGGCAGCCAGGGCUCCUUCUCGGACACCCCCAGCGCAGCCGGGCCCUGGGCCAACAGCUCCCUGAGCCUCCCAGGGCACCUCAGCUCCGGCCUCAGGCUCAGCUGCGAGGCCUGGAACGUGCACGGGACGCGGAGCGGCGCCGUCCUGCUGCUGCCAGGGAAGCCAGAGCCCAGGGGAGGAUUCGCACUGGGGGCCGUGGUGGGGGCCGGUGUUGCUGCCCUGCUGUCUCUCUGCUGCUGCCUGGCCUUGCUCAGGGUGAAGACCUGCAGGAAGGACGCACCCUCCGCCCUGGGUCCCCUCUCCCAGGGCGACAGAAAGGAGCCUCCUGGGGCCACCGCCACCUCGGAGGAGGAGCAGGAGCUCCAUUACGCCUCGCUCAGCUUCUGUGGGCUGAGGCCCCGGAGGUCUCAGGAGCAGGAGGCCAUCGGCUUCACCGAGUACUCAGAGAUCAAGACCUACGAGUGACAACCUGCGACCUCCAGUAGAGCCAGGGCGUCCCUGGGGAGGGAGAUGUCAGGGACAGUUCCCGAGUGACAGUUCUCCGUGUAAACAGGAGACCUGGUAGCCCGGGGAGUCUCACAGUGUCGUGAGGGCAGCACUGGGCUCGUAGGUCAGCCCCAGCCCCCAUCAGGAGCCUGAGUGUGAGCAAGUUGCUGUAGUCCUCAGUUUCCCGCUCUGUCAUGGGACACAACAGGCCUCAUUCGCAGGGCUCUGGUGGGGCAGGAAGGGGAUAAUCAACAGAAAGCUUCCGACACAGGCGUCUGUAGACAGCCCUCACCCGGCCACACCUCCUCCUGGAACGGCCCACUAGGUGUAAAAGUCUGACCAGCCAGGCCCACGUGGGGACGCUCUGCAGGGCAGUUGUGGCUUCACUCUGUCUCUGCCCACCUGCUUCCCUGCCCCGUCCCCGCUGGUCCCUGGGGCAUCAGACACCCUGCUGCUAGUAUGUCUCCCCGGGAACCCAACCUGUGUAUUCUACCACACACACACAAACCAUUCAUUGCUUAUCUGAUAUAAAUUAUAAGUAUCUAAAUGACACAGGUCUUUCUUUAAUUAUAUUUCCUUGAUGAUUUGCUUCUCCUUAAUAAUUUAA
Microcebus murinus (gray mouse lemur) is the source of this 2589-nucleotide messenger RNA. NCBI's taxonomy places the organism in Eukaryota, Metazoa, Chordata, Mammalia, Primates, Cheirogaleidae. The record is from RefSeq and is a predicted model, not a curated record.